Cylindrotheca closterium is the source of this 2577-nucleotide messenger RNA. The record is from the annotation of a GenBank genome assembly. Lineage: Eukaryota; Bacillariophyta; Bacillariophyceae; Bacillariales; Bacillariaceae.
AUGAAAGCGGUCAUUAAUUUCGCUGCUUCGUUGGUGUUGUUAGCACUCACAUCGAAUGCCUUCACACCUUCGACAUCGUUUUCGUCAGUUGGACAGUUGGUUCAAAGGAAUCCGAUGGGGCGCAGAAUGGGAAUGCCCUAUCUAAAUUCGGCACCGCCAUCAGAAGGUCAAUCAACGUCCAAUAGCAACAACAGAAACCCACGUCCGGGAAACAACGGCGGUCGGGGAAACAGUAACAACAAUCGCAGAUUUAACCCUAAUGGCCGCGGAAACAGCAACAACCCUAACGGUCCAAGAUUCAACAACAACGGCCAAAAUCGCAGUGGUGGUCAGCCUGCAUUGAAACUUGAAAAUCCGUUCAAGGUUCAACGAAUUGUUGCAGCAGCACCUCCUCCUCGGCAACCAAGGCAACAGCGAGACAACAACAGCCAAAACGAGAGAAGGCCAAGACCAGCUUCUUCGGCCGGUGGUGGUAGUGAUGGAAAACCUGGAACUAGAUCAUCUCCCAGUGAGUUUCGCGGGAAUGGUGGAGGAAGAGGGAGAGAUUCCGGUGGUGGCGGCGGCGGUGCUCCUGGAGGACUAGGGAAGAACGAUCGGAGGAAAAAAACUGUCGGCAAGAAGACGUAUGGUGGAGCAGGAUCUGAUGACCAGAGAAACGCCAGACGAAACUCUCUUCGAAUUGGUUCUGGAAGAAAAGGAAGCAGAGGUGGCCAGCGCCGUGGUAGCUUGAGAAAGCGUGAUCGUUCCGCAGAAAAAGAGGCUCGCCAAGAAGCAGCCGAGGAGCGACGAACUGUAGCCCUCCCAGAUGGUCCAAUCACUGUCAUGCAAUUGGCUGAAAUUAUUGACGAGAAGCCUGUCGCUGUCAUCAAAUUCCUCAUGACGGAUUUGGGAGUGAUGGCUGCCAUGACCCAAACCAUCGAUAUGCCAACAUGUGUCGCUGUUGUUGAGGGUUUUGGAAAGAUCAUUGGCGAUGAUUGGGACGAGGACGAAGAAGAUGAAAUUGAUGAGGACGACAGUGCCAUGAGUGUUGGUUUCGUAUCGCUAGAAGAUGAUCCUGCUCUCCUUGUAUCGCGCCCUCCUGUUGUCACUAUCAUGGGACACGUCGAUCACGGAAAGACCUCCCUCCUUGAUGCCAUUAGAAAUACGAAGGUCACGGCUGGUGAAGCUGGAGGUAUCACGCAACACAUUGCUGCAUACCAGGUGGAACACAGCGGAAAGAAGAUUACUUUCAUUGAUACCCCCGGUCAUGCUGCCUUUACUGAUAUGCGUGAGAGAGGAGCCAAUAUUACCGACAUGAUCAUUCUGGUUGUUGCCGCUGACGAUGGUGUCAAAGAACAAACUGCUGAUUCUAUUGCCUGCGCUCGUCAGGCUGGGGUCCCACUCCUUGUGGCGAUCAACAAAUGUGAUCUUGAAACUGCUGAUCCAACUCGAGUUAUGACUGAACUUACACAAUACGAUCUUUUGACAGAAGAGCUUGGAGGAGAAAUUCUUUCGUCACAAAUCAGUGCCAAGGUUGGAACCAACCUAGACGAUCUACUUGAUAAGGUCAUGCUUCAAGCUGAAGUAACGGGAUUGCAGGCCAACCCUGACCGCAACGCCGAGGCUAUUGUUAUUGAGGCCUAUGUUGAGCGUGGUUUGGGUACUGUCGCAACCUCGCUUGUCAAGAAGGGAACUCUUCGAGUUGGUGACAUUUUUGCUGCCGGUGGAACAUAUGGGCGAGUGCGAGCUUUGAUUGAUACGAACGAUGGCAAGACCAGGCUGGAAGAAGCAGGACCAAGUACUCCAGUUGGAAUUGUUGGCUUUGAAGGAGUUCCAUCAGCUGGUGAUCCACUUGUUGUUGUCGAAGAUGAGCAAACCGCCAGAACUCUUGCCGAGAGUCGGAAUAGAAUUGCGCGUGAGAAGUCAUCCUCUUCGUACCAAGAUAAUUUGAUGGGUUCAGUCGCCGAUGCAUUCGGAGCGCAGAAGGAACGACGUGAGAUGUGUGUCCUUGUGAAGGCCGACGUCCAAGGAUCUGCUGAAGCAUUGACACGUUCUCUACAAGAUCUUGUAUUGGAGAACGAGGAAGCAAUUGUCACCGUGAAGGUGCUUGUGAGUGAAGCUGGAGAAGUCAGCAAGAGUGAUAUUGCGAUCGCCUCUGUGACCGAGGACACAACUGUCAUCGCGUUUAACGUUCCAGCUUCGUUUGCUGCCAUGGAAGAUGCUCGCGUACAAAACAUUCCAAUUGAGUACUACAACAUUGUCUAUGACGCCAUUGAAUCUGUCGAGUCAAGAAUGCAGGAAGUGUUGUCUCCUACUCCAGAAGGAGAAUACACCGGAUCUGCCGUUGUCCAAGAAGUCUUCAAUAUUGGUGGAACCGGUAAUAUAGCUGGAAGUCGCUGUAACGAUGGUGUUCUUCGAAAGGGUGGAAAUGUUCGUGUUAUGCGUAGGGACAAGAUUUUGAUCGAGACAAAGAUCAGGACUCUGCGCAGUUUCAAGGCAGAAACUGACAUGAUCGAGGCUGGAAAUGAGUGCGGUAUCGGUCUUGUUGACUUUGAAGAUUUUCAACCAGAGGACGUGGUCGAGUGCUAUGUCGAGUAA